AUGCUGCUGUGGUGGUGUGCAAACAUCUCCUGCAGGUUGGCUGCAGCGUGGUUUCCCCUGCUCUUCUCAUCACUGCUAUGGCAAUCGAUCUCACCCAUACAUGCCAUCCCAUCCUGCCCACGGAGCUGCAGUUGUCCAGGGGUUAAAGAGGUCCACUGUACUUUCAGACAUCUUACCACCAUACCAAGAAUAUUUCCAAAAGACACUGAGCGGCUCAACCUAGGUUAUAACAGCCUGACAGAAGUGGAGGGGUCAGAGUUCAGGUCACUACAGCAACUGGAAAUGCUCAUGUUGCAUGGCAAUGACAUUAGCACAGUCCACCCUGGAGCAUUUUACAGCCUGAGAUCUCUACAGAUCUUGAAGUUGAGUUACAACAAGAUCACAUCAGUGAACCCUGGUCUGUUCGAGGGUCUUAUUGGUUUGAUCCGUCUCCAUCUGGACCACAACCUGAUAGAAUUUAUAGAGCCAUAUUCCUUCUCCGGUCUUACCUCCUUAAAACUCCUGCAGCUGGAGGGAAACCUUCUCCAAGAGAUCCACCCUCAUACCUUUAUAACGGUGUCACUACUAGGAACCUUUUGGACCUCUGGACUCAAACAUUUACAUCUGUCAGACAAUCUCUUGGAGCAGCUUCCUGCUGCAGCACUGAAGACAGCUUCCAGGCUGGAGCUUCUCACUCUACAUGGUAAUCCCUGGACCUGUGACUGUCAACUCCACUGGUUGGUAGAGUGGAGCUCGUCACACGAAGGUAUAAUAAAGUGCAAGAAGGAGCGUGGCUCCAGCGAAACCUGCCCCCAGUGCUAUUCUCCUCAAACCCUAAAUGGAACUCUGUUGCUUGGAUUAGCUUCUGACAAACUAACCUGUGUGCCUCCCGCUCUUCGGUCCCCCCUCAAAAAGUGGGACAAUCCUGUGUGGGCUGAAUCUGAAGCAGAGCCUGACCUCCCGUACACCAGGGACUUUGAGAAGCCUUUGGGGCAUCUGACCUUUGUUCUGUCUGACAGCCAUGGAAACAAUGCUCACUUGGCAUGCGAUGUGCGUCACCCUGGAGACAGCUUACCCAUGACCUGGACAGUAAAUCCACUUUCACCUCGGGAGGUAUCUGUCAAUGUCUCAUUAAUGACUGCCCUUGAAUGUGAGAUUGACCGAGAGACGUUGCAAAAUCUGUGGCAAUUGGUUGCAUACUACUAUGAAAGCCCUGCCAUCCUGGAGAGAGGUCAUCUGAGAGGAAAUGACAGCAGAGUUACCUAUCAAUAUGCACAGGUUGUUAAUGAAAACUCCCCAUAUUUCACUGAUUUAAAGGGGUAUUUGGUAGCAGAACCCUCAUGGUUGCUUCAACCAAGAGUUACUUUAAAGCUCAACAGAAAGCAGACAACAACCAAGAAACUGGUUAUGGAUUUUAAUACUGUAAUCACAAGACACAUGAGCAGUAAUACAGGGCAGCAGGAUGACAAUGAAUCUGCCCCGUCCUGGGCUCUAAUUCACAGAAAAACAGCAGGGCGGAUUCAGACUGCUCUUGAUGGUUCAAAGGUUCAAUUAGAGUGUCGUGUUGUCACUUCAGAUCCUGAGAUAAAAAUUGAGUGGAUGCUUCCAGAUUUGUCCAUUGCUGAAGAAGUAACUGAUAAAAUAGAAAUUUCUCAAAGAGGAGAACUUGUGAUUUUAAAUGUCACACUGUCCGACUCAGGUCUUUACCACUGUAUGGUCAGAACCAAAGCAGGAGUGGACUUAGUGCCUUUAAGGCUCACUGUGAAAGAACGCUCACUCGGGCCCACUGCUUUCAAUGGUCAGAAAAUCAUCGUGGAAAAGGGACAAUCUUUUUCUCUCCCUUGUGACGUUACCACAGUCCAGCCCAGUCAAACUAUGUGGUACCUGCCCAAAAACCAAAUUCUUCUCCCCACACAACAGACAAGACGAGCAGAGGUAAUGGAAAAUGGGACUUUGGUGGUAAAAAAGUUGACAAAAGAAGAUGCAGGAGAAUACAGCUGUUUAACCUCAAAUCUGUAUGGAGUUGACAUGCUGUCUCACGCAGUGGAAGUCACAGAAAAAAAGGCUUCUGAUCGAUCCAAAGAACAGCAAAUUUUGCCAUUUGCUGUGGAGGAAGGAGAGGGUUCAGGGGGCGAUUACCAAGAAAUUAUACGUCCUUUUGCUACGCAGUUCCCCAAGAAGCUGGGAACACAGCAAAGAAAUCCAAAUGGUUUUUCAAAAAGGAUAGGAAUUAAAGAUUCAAAAAGAAAACCAGCUAAGGAAUUUGAUCUUAAUCAUUUGGAAGAGAUAUCUACUAAAGCUAAACCAAGUGUUUCUAUGCCUACAAAGCAGUCACUACCAGAGCCAAGCACAGUUUCCUUCCAUACAGUUACAUCCAAACAUUUCACUACACCUGCUUUUACAAUUUCUUCCAAUACUUACAACUUAGUCCCUACCACAACCCCUUCUGUUUUAAGUAUACAGCAAACCAAUUUCCCCAUAAAUAGAAAAACAACGAAUUACAACUUUUCUACAAAGAAAAAUGUGGACACUGAAAAAGAUUCAAAAAUGUCAGAAAGUCAGUCAGAGGUUUUGCAACAUCCAACUCCAGAAUCAACACCACUCUAUAUUGUUGUGAGCACAGAAAAAGCAGCAACAGUCACAGACCAUUCUGGUGUUAGAAUUCCUCAACCUGUCGAACAGUCAAAAAAUCAGCAAUCAGGAGAGGGGAGAAGGAAAUACAACCUCAUUCCUAAUCAGUCAAACAGGAGACGGCCACCUUAUAGGCGGAGAAAACCACCAUUGAGAAGGGUCCAUCCGCAUUUGCACCCCUUCCACCAUUCAUCAGUCAAGCCCCAAAGACCUGUUCCCCCAACAACAACCACACCGACAACAACAACAACUACUACCACCACUGCUACCACCACUGCUACUACCACUGCUUUGACUACUACUUCUUCUGCUACUACAACUGUGACUGAAAAUGAAAUUGUCUCUGCAGAGUAUCAGACUGAGGAACAUGAAGAUGAUUACAAUGAAGAAUACACUUACAAGCAUACUGAUGGUUCAGAUGCAGGGAAAGAUUUAAACAGUGUAACUCCUACCACUACGGAAUUUAUUACCACAUUUUUACCAGAACAAGAUUCCAAGGAAGGUAGCUCUCAAAGUGAACAUAAUUUACCUUACCCAAAAACAAUUGUCACUCCAGAGCUGGACAGUAUCCCCCAUCCAACUGAAAGGGCAUCUGAAGAAAAGGAGAGAGACACUACUGUUAACAAAAACACAGAAGAACACAAAAACACAGAUUGCAAUGACAAAGACACAGAAAAAUCUGAUAAGGAGAGGGUUUCACUGAACAACAAUUCCCCAGAUAGCAUUAGGUUGUCAACACAAGAUAGAUCAAGAUCUAACACCAGACCUUCACAAGAACAAAAUACACCAACUCAAACAAGAGAUUCAUCUUCCAAGACUAUUACUUCACAUUCAUCAACAGGCAGAGCAAGAGAAGAAGUCAAAAAGGGAGAGGACAAAGAAGUUUACAAGCCAGAAACAAAGAUGGAAAUCCAUAGAUUCCCAGUCAUGGAACCAGUUCAUCCCUGGCUCCAUCAGAGCAAUAAGGGAGGAGGGCAAAGUACUACUUCAAGACCAACCCCUGCAAACCAAGACAAAAUUAGACAGAGACAAGGUGGAGUGAAUUCAGGCAGGCAUUCCCAGCUUCCCAGUGUCCUCCCGACCUCUCGCUGGCCUUCUUACCAUCAUCAACAUCACCACUACCCCGUGUACCCUUACUGGCCAGGUCAAAGAUCAUUUACCCCUCCAAGGCAAGGGUCUGGGUUACAACCCAUGCCCACAUAUCGACCCUGGCCCCUCCCCCACCCCUGGGCAAAAGACCUGGUUGUCACUAACCGUCCAGAAAUCACAGCUGAAACAAUGAAGCCUACGCCUACCAUUUCUGCAACAACAGGAAACUCCAGGCACAGAAUCUCUCAUCCCAACCUGCCGAAUCAUCAUCUUCAUCAAAAUCAUCAUUUUGAUGGUACAACCCAAACCAGAGAUCAACUCUUUUUUGUAAGGCUGAGGAACAGAUACAGACAGGCGCAGCUUGAUCGCAUUGCUCAGCUAGGGAGGACUGUGACACCAAAACCCCGCUCAAGCUUCCACAAUCCUCCCCUUUCCAUUCCACCUAAAAUUCAUAAUCAAUCUCCAUAUAGACCCUACAUCCCCAAACCAGCAGCCACAGCAUCCUACACCUACACCCUGCAACCUCUUAGGCCUGCUCAACCCUCAUCAUCAACUUUCUCUGGCUUCACAACCUCUCGUCCUUACCACUCCACAACCCCCUGGGUACCUUAUGGAGGUCGAUGGCCUGUUGGAGCAGGUCGAAUCAGUUCUCGACGACCCACAGCUGCACCUCCUUUUCGCUUGGUGUUGGGAGCUGAAGGUGAUGGGGUGAAGGCACGUAUUACCACUAUAGCCACAGCUAGUGUGUCAGUACUGGCAGAGAGUGAUGUGUUCCUACCCUGCAAAGCAACAGGGAAUCCUGAACCCAGCAUUGCAUGGACCAAAGUUUCAACAGGGGCCACCAUCCCAGCCAAUGCCAAACAUGGUACUCGUUUUGAAGUUUUGAAAGAUGGAUCUUUUGUUAUUAAAAACAUCCAGCUUCAGGAUAGAGGCCAGUAUCUAUGUACGGCCCAGAACAGGUUUGGAUCAGAUCGUAUUGUCAUCACCUUAGCUGUCCAGACUGAGGCACCCAAAAUCCAGCCCCCAAAGUCCACACAGAUGGCUGUUUAUUUGGGUAAAAGAGUAACUCUCGACUGCUUUGCCUCGGGGAAACCACCUCCCCAAAUUUCCUGGAUUCUCCCAGACAGGACAUUUGUACGUGAAGUCGGGACAGUUCACAGUCUCCUUUCUCCAAUGUCCCUGCUUCAAAAUGGGACCCUGCAAAUUCAUUCUUCCAAUUUCUCCAGCAAAGGAGACUACAAAUGUAUUGCAAGCAAUGCAGCAGGGGCAGAUACAAUAACUUAUUAUCUUCAUGUGGCAGCACUACCUCCAAGCAUCAGUGAAGGUGGAAUGGAUACUGUGAUCAUUCACCCAGGAAGGAGUGUGUAUGUCCACUGUUCUGUGGUGGGAGAACCUGUGCCCACUCUGAAAUGGAUGCUUCCAGCAGGUGUUACUGUUAAGGCAUCCCAGUUCCUUGGUCGCCGGCUUUUUGUCUUUCCCAAUGGGACGCUGUUUGUGAAGAAUAUUUUGCCAGCUGAUGCUGGAAGGUAUGAAUGUUUGGCCACUAAUACUGUGGGCAUGGCUAAAAGAACCGUCCAGUUGGAGGUCAGGGCAGAGUCCUCUCCCUUCUUCCACCAGCCUCCUCCUUCUCUUCCCAUCCCUCACUCCCACCACCUUGGUGCUCCGUCCCGCCAGCACUCUGUCUCAGCUAUGUAUGGUUCUGCUGUCUACCUUCACUGUCCUGAGUCAACUGGUUCCACAAGAGGGACCAUCUGGCAGCUACCCUCCAAGACCAUCAUGGAACAUCAAUACAGUCCAGAGAGACCAAUCAAAGUUUUCCGUAAUGGGACUCUGAGGAUUCUUCAGCUAACCGAGCUGGAUGGUGGGAAUUAUCUAUGUGUCUUUCAGCGGCCCAAUGGGGAGGAUAUAGAGCUCUUCCAGGUGGAGGUGGUAAUGACCCCUCCUAAAAUUGAACAUGUGAGGACUGCGCAGACCCGAGUCACCUUUGGUGAAAAUUUCCGGGUGGACUGUGUUGCAACUGGCCUCCCUGAUCCAGAUGUGUCCUGGGGUCUUCCCGAUGGAACUUUAAUUAACAAUGCACUUCAAUCAGACGACAGUGGCCUUCGCAACCGCCGCUAUGUUAUUUUUGGCAAUGGAACUUUACUUCUACAUCAGGCAGGGAAAAAAGACGAAGGGGACUAUACCUGCUAUGCCAAAAACAAACUUGGAAAGGAUGAAAGAAAAGUGAGUCUCAUGGUGGGACCCGUUGCUCCAAAGAUAAGAUCAAAAAUACCAUCAGUGGUGACAGUAAAGUUAGGAGAAUCAGCCAAAUUUAGUUGCCAGGCAAGGGGUGAACCUACACCAACAAUUAUGUGGAUCUCACCAGGAAAUGAUGUGAUACCAAUCUCAUCAGGAAAAUUUCAGAUCAUGGAUGAUGGGAUGCUUGUAGUGAAAAAAACAUCACUGGCUGACGAAGGUAAAUAUGCAUGUAUAGCACGAAAUGCGGCUGGUGACGAUGUUAAAAACAUGAAACUUGAAGUAGAACCACAGGAACCCUUUAUCAAUGGCAUGAAAGGGAAGAGCACCACAACAGUUUUGGCCGUGUUCUACCAAACAGUUCUUCUGGAUUGCAGAGUGGAAGGAAAACCCAAACCACGAGUCUGGUGGGUUUCUCCUCAUGGCCACUCACUACCAACGCCCUACCUGGGAGGUCGCUUCCAAGUCCACUUGAACGGAAGCUUGGAGCUGAGAGGAAUGAGGAGAACAGAUGAAGGGAGGUACACGUGUCUGGCUAAAAACGAUCUUGGUGAAGCUUCACUUUUGGUUGAAUUAGACGUAGCAUCACUAGCUGAGAAACCAAGUUUUGCUUUUCCAAAUAUUGAAAUCUUACCAUUAAAGCAAGAUAGUGGGCCGCUGAUCCUGGACUGCCCUGCACGUGGCAAGCCGAAACCAGAGUUUGCGUGGGUUCUACCCAAUGGGACAAUGUUAACACCUGGUGUUCGACUCCAUCGUUUCACACAUCAUCUGGGGAAUGGAAGUCUACAGAUUUCUCAAGCAGUUGCAAGUGAUAAGGGAGUGUACCGGUGCCUUGCAAAAAAUGUGGCAGGACAAGCAGAAAAACGUUACGCACUGGAGACGGGCCGAAAGCCAGUGAUCAGAGGAUCUACAGGGGGGGUGAAGAUCAAUUAUGGCUUAAAUCUCAACUUGCCAUGCACUGUGGACGGCUGGCCUCAGGCGUCAAUCACAUGGAGUCUACCAAAUGGACUUGUUUUGGAUAAACCUCAAAACAUGGGCCGAAUAUCUUUACUCUCCAAUGGCACCCUCCAACUCAGGCAGGUGUCCACGUUUGACAAAGGAACAUACAUUUGUAAAGCCUCCAACUCUUUUGGUUCAUCAACACUAUCCUACCCAGUUGCAGUGAUGGUUUUCCCGCCACACAUCACCAACACUCUGACCUCAAUCACAAGAGUCAGCAAGGGAUCACCAGUGACGUUGAACUGUGUUGCGACAGGUAUUCCCAAGCCGGAUAUUUCAUGGACACUGCCUGGACGCACAACUCUGGUUCCACAUAACCGGUUCACGGUCCAAGGAGGGAUUCACAUGACAGAAGAGGGCAGUCUGGUCAUACAGAACCCUGUACUCAUGAACUCUGGUAUUUACAAAUGCAAUGCUAAAAAUGCACUUGGAACAGAUUUUAAAUCUACCUACCUGCAAGUGGUCUGAGUUGCCACUAUGUGUUCUCUUAGGAAAUCCCAACGCACAAUUACAACCUAUAGAGGAUUUUCUCCUCAGGAUUGGAUUUUACAGCAUAACAAAGACUUACCGACUAGUGGCUCGGUUUGAGUCACAAUGAAAAGCAGCUUCCACUGAGUAAUGUUUCAAAGUUUUGGAUGUGGA
This is a messenger RNA of Labrus bergylta (ballan wrasse), 7575 nucleotides long. Its product is annotated as matrix-remodeling-associated protein 5. Lineage: Eukaryota; Metazoa; Chordata; Actinopteri; Labriformes; Labridae. Gene Ontology annotation, molecular function: protein binding. The record is from RefSeq and is a predicted model, not a curated record.